Molecule: messenger RNA, 840 nt
Organism: Aplysia californica (California sea hare)
Lineage: Eukaryota; Metazoa; Mollusca; Gastropoda; Aplysiida; Aplysiidae
Product: sodium-dependent serotonin transporter
Exons: 7
Coding region: 1-840 (279 amino acids)
Biological process (GO): sodium ion transmembrane transport
Cellular component (GO): membrane
Source: RefSeq, a predicted model, not a curated record
AUGGCGGAAAAAGAAACUUUGUCUUCUGGAGAUGAAAGCAGCGUCAAUUUCCCCUUGAAGCAACAAGACAAAAAGUUCAAUGGGCUCAGUGAGGAUGACGAGGACUCUUGUGAGGAAGGCAGCAGGGAAACGUGGGCGAGGAAGACCGAAUAUCUUCUGUCCAUGAUUGGUUUCUGUGUAGGACUGGCAAACAUUUGGAGAUUUCCCUACGUCUGUAUUAGGAACGGGGGAGACCGUGAAGUUUACACCAUCUACGCAGGAGUUCUGGCUGUGGUGUAUGUCACUGCAACUCUACCGUAUGUCCUUCUGACAGUUCUCAUCAUCAAGGGCAUAACCCUGCCCGGUGCUAUGGACGGCGUUAUAUUUUACGUGAAGCCGGACUUUAAAAAGUUGCUGCUUCUUCAGACAUGGAUCGAAGCCGCGAUACAAGUGUUCUAUUCUCUUGGUCCGGCCUAUGGCGCCAUCAUAACCAUGGCUAGCUACAACAAAUUUCACAACAACUGUCUCAGAGACUCAAUCUUGUUGUCGUUUGUGUGUGAGGGAACCAGCGUGUACGGAGGUCUGGCAAUCUUCACAGUGCUAGGGCACAUGGCACACACUGCUGACGUGCCUAUCGCUAACUUCACAGAGUUCACCAUCAUCGAGACUCUGCUGACCACACUGAUAGACAGCUAUCCCGCCGUCCUGGCUCACAGACGGACACUGGUCACCUCAGUCUUCAUGAUAAUUGUCUACCUCGUGUCCUUACCCUUUGCUGCCAGGACUUCUCUUGGUCACAAUUUACAGUCUGGUCACCAAAUCGAUAAGAUAUGUGACGGAGAAAAAUCUGCGGCCACGUGA